Phytomonas sp. EM1 is the source of this 1290-nucleotide messenger RNA. NCBI's taxonomy places the organism in Eukaryota, Euglenozoa, Kinetoplastea, Trypanosomatida, Trypanosomatidae. The record is from the annotation of a GenBank genome assembly.
GGAUUUCAUAAUAUUAACGAGCUUUCUAAAAUACUAAGCUCCUGACAUAUUUUAAGCAAAAUAAUCUAGAUUUAUAUAUUCAUACUAAGUUCUUCUAGAAUACCAUUGGGUAUACCUUACAGAAUGUCCAUACGACUAAUCGCAACAUCUUGUGUCGAUUGGUCAUUAAACGCAGAGGCAACAUCUGAGGAUACCUUUUGGUGGAACAAUACUUUCAGCAUUACUAUCUUUGAAAGGGCUCUUCAGGUUACGAAGGAGAGAUAUGUAGAUCAGAUCACCGAUACAGACGUAUGGGAAAAGUAUAUUGAAUUCCAGAUUAAAAAUGUAUUCAAAAUGUGUUCAGUGUGCAGUCGCCCAGAGGGCAAUACAGAUAUGAGAAUAUGUUGCAACUGUGGAGGAACAAUCCAUAUGGAAUGCUCUCUGGUUGCUACUCCAGAUCAGAUUAUAAGUAAACCCGCUAACACGAGGUUUAAAGAUUUAAUGUGUCUGUGUGCUCGGUGUCAUGGAAAUACAACAGGCCAAGGUCUUUCACCUCAACUGAAGGAGGCUGAUAAUCUCAGGAGGGUUGCAAUUCGCGUUUUGUCCUUGAAAGAAGAGCUUCCACUCACAAUCUACGAAGAAGUAUCACGCAUAGCACAGAAAGCCAAUGAACUGAGCAAUCCUUCGCAGCUCAUGACUCGAUUGAAAUGCCUUGUUCGAGACCUUUAUCAGAGCCAAAGUUCUUUAUCAUUUCUAGCGAAAGAACGUAUUAGCUCUAAAUCUAGCGGGAUUGGUGUGGUUGCAACACAGAAUAUUCCUGAAUUUUCCAUUAUUGGAGUCUAUCCAGGCUACAUUGACAUGCUAAGUGGUGAGCAGGCAAAGUAUGGACGUCCUUUUCCCAAGUAUGCUUUAAUGGAGCUUAAUUGUGCAGAUUUUUACAAUAACGUCUUUGAAGAAUUUCAAGAUACCUUUACUCCCUUUAUUAACGAACCUAACGAAAAUGAAACCAGUAACUGCGCUUGGAUUCAGGAGAGCAAUCAAAUAAAUGGUCGAUUAAGCAUUAUUUCUGUAAAGGAAAUUAAAAAGGGAGAAGAGCUUUUGAUAGGAUACGGGCCAAUAUAUGCCCGGAACUAUCCGUACCGUUACGACGCAUAUGCAUUUCAUCCUGUAGAGGGAUACGAUAAUCCAUGUUGCUAUGCACUAUGGCAUUGGCCAACGCUGGAUAAAGAUAAUGCAGAAUUUGUAGGUUACGUUGGUUACCUGCAACAUAUGAACAAGUAUAUGAACUGGGAAAGCAUACUGAAGUCCUGA